Molecule: messenger RNA, 157 nt
Organism: Ilex paraguariensis (yerba mate)
Lineage: Eukaryota; Viridiplantae; Streptophyta; Magnoliopsida; Aquifoliales; Aquifoliaceae
Source: the annotation of a GenBank genome assembly
UUGCUGUUGUCGUUGUUGUUUUCAACGUCGCCGUCGUCAUCAUCGUUAUCCAUUCCAUUGUUGGCAAUAAUACUCCAACGCAGUUGCUUUUGUGGCUGGGGUACUCAACCACUGUUAUCUAUAACUACCUUUACUUGAAUGGAAGCUUGAUUAACGG